Molecule: messenger RNA, 2883 nt
Organism: Venustampulla echinocandica
Lineage: Eukaryota; Fungi; Ascomycota; Leotiomycetes; Helotiales; Pleuroascaceae
Exons: 4
Coding region: 1-2883 (960 amino acids)
Cellular component (GO): cytoplasm; microtubule; membrane
Molecular function (GO): microtubule binding; GTP binding; GTPase activity
Source: RefSeq, a predicted model, not a curated record
AUGGAUUCUGACAUGGGGAUGAGGCUCAAGCGCCAGCCCACUAUAGGUCUUGGUGGGCUUCCGACGCCCUCGCAGUCGAUGACAACUGCUGGCACAGUUACCCCAAAACAAGAGGAGGUCGAAGAAGUUGGACUUCUACCUGACAGUCUACAAGACAACAACUUUCACGGUCCGUCAUUCGGAUUUCAAAACGGCUUGCCGACUGCAGAUAGUAGCUUCUUCAGCAACACGUCGGAGCAGUAUCGCCGGUCAGAGGGAGUUUCACUUCGGUCCUCCCGAGCUCCACCACCCCCACGAACCGAUACAAUGGCAACCACUACGUCCGAGCAGACUGGUUUGGAGGCCGUGGGAAAGCAUGUAAAACGCCUUAUUGAUAUGAUGGAAGAGUUGCGCCGGAUCGGCCUAAAGGACAUCGACACACAUCUUCCCGAGCUUGUCUUGGUUGGAGAUCAGAGUGCCGGGAAAUCUUCGUUAAUGUCAGCAAUUGCCGAGAUCAAUCUUCCCAAAGGGGACUCGAUGUGUACUCGCUGUCCGACCAACAUAAAGACCUCUGAUGCGGCUACGUGGAGCUGCGAGGUAUCUUUGCAUGAAUCGUACAAUUAUGAUCCUGUGAAGAGACCUAGGGCAAAGUUUCCGCACUGGGCGGAGCGCGAAGAGGGAAUGUUGGUUAGAUCGUUCAAGGCGAUCCAAGAGAAGUCGGAGCUAGAAGAGGUCCUGCGGUGGGCCCAGAUUGCUCUCCGUAACCCUAACGCCGACUACGCUUCGUUCAUUCCGGGCACAACUGGCCACAGCCGACAUUCUUAUGAGCGGACCUCAAACCCAGACUUUACAGAGCAAGUGGGAUUCUCUCCAAAUGUCAUUGCGGUUGAGAUUUGCGGCCCAGGACUACCAGAACUUUCUUUCUAUGACUUGCCCGGCCUUUUCAAUAAUGCUGAGGAGAAAAGCCAAGAAUAUCUGAUCAACGUCUUUGAGAAUCUGACCAUGAAAUAUAUCAAGCACGAGAGGGCUUUGAUAAUUUGUGCCAUGGCUAUGCAAAAUGAUGCUGGCAUGUCGCGCACAAAAGCUGUUAUCUCCCGAUGCAAAGCAGAGGACAGAUGCAUUGGGGUUCUCACUAUGCCAGACAGGGUCCAUGCGGAAAACAAGCAUAUAGAUUAUGACAACAUUCUGCGAGGAAAGAAAUAUGUCCUUCCAAGGGGUUAUUUUGUAACAAAACAGCCUGGACCAUCCUCCAGGUGUCUUAAGGGCCCGGAUUACCAUGAACAAGCGCGAAGGGAAGAAGAAGAUUUUUUUAAUACUGAUCGACUUUGGAGGGACGGAGGUGAAUGGUCUCAAUUCCGAUCUCGAUGUGGGACUUCUCCAAUCCAAAAAUAUCUUUCAAUAGAGUUCGGGAAGUUGAUUUCGUCAAGCAUCCCUGAUAUAGAACACGAGAUCCGCGCACGGACGGCCAAGGUCGAUGAGGAGUUGUCGCUGCUCCCGAAGCUCGACACGGAGAAGGUCCAACACACGGUCCGUCAACGGCUCAUCAAAUUUAGUAGCGAGAUUCGAACCCUUCUCGAUGGGAAUGGAACCUCCGCGGCGUAUUCGACUACUUUUCACAGCGAUUGGAAGCGACUUUGCUACCAAUUUCAAAAAGCUACAGAGGUGAUGCGGCCUGGCUGCCAAUGCAACCACCCGUCCGACAAAGUGUCCGAAGUUAUUACGAUCGACGAUGACUCCGAUGGCGGUAGCCGAAGCCCUGUUAGUUUCCGAACUCCAGUCCCAUCGAGCAAGCGGCCAGCACAAUAUGUUGAGUCACCCUCUGCGAAGAGACAGCGGAUCAACACCACACCGACCCCGAUCAAACAUGAAGGUGUGCCAAAAGGCAGUGGACCUGUUCGAACUCCGGCCAUCAAUGGGCAAAAUGGAGGCUUCUCCGUUGCCUUCAAAAAAUUGAAGAUGGAAGACUUUGGGCCAUUUUACCAAAGAUAUCUUGAUUCUGGCCGUGGGGCUAUGUCCCUCGCUGAUCUCCGAGAGAGUAUCGAGAAUCAUGGCCGGCCUGGAGUUCCCGACGAGAUCAGCCAUCGGGUCAAGGAACACUAUGCCCUCGUUAGCAUAAUUCCCUGGGAAUAUCCAUUGAAGACGUUUCUUGAUAGUACUUUUGCGAUGUUAAGGGCCGAGUUCCACAGAGUUUUGAGCGGAGUCCUUGACCACUAUCUUGAUACCGACCUAUACAGGCGCUCGAAGGUGAUUGUGGACGACUUUCUUACCUACCACGAAGAGGUGCUACGCGAGAGGUCUCUGAAGAUGUACGCGAUUGAGAAGUCCACCCUCUUCACGAUUAACGACCGUGCGUUCAUCCUCAAUAAAGCUGAAGCCCUCGAAAACCUAAGAGCUAUAAGGCGCCGAGUUCGGGUGGAUGCUUAUAUAGAUGGGUCGACACGGUUGGCCAAUAGCCGGCUUGAUAAGGAGGACUUGCGCAAUAAGGUGACGAACGAGCAACUCGGCCCCGACAAAUUCGAACGAGAAUUGGAUGUCGCUGCCUACAUUCGCGGGUACUAUACUACCGCAAGACUGCGAUUUACCGAUUUGAUAUGUGCCAAUAUCAAUGCAGCGCUGUUCGAUGAGAUUAAGGAAGGCGCAGAUUACCUCUUAGAAAGGCGGCUUACGAUCGACAUUGGAAACGGGGAGGCCAAGUGCCAGCAGCUCCUAGAAGGCAAUGCCGAAAUGGCUCGACGUCGCGGUCGCCUUAUGAAUGAGAAGGAGCAACUAGCCAAGUUCACUCAUACUCUCGAGGACUUCCACAACGACCCGAUUUUUGAGGAUGCCACCGACAGCCAACCAAGCGAUGCCCUCAGGCCCGGUCACUACAGCCCUAGCUGCAUGACGGAAGUUGGUGAUGAGUAG